Solanum lycopersicum (tomato) is the source of this 450-nucleotide messenger RNA. RefSeq lists its product as uncharacterized. The record is from RefSeq and is a predicted model, not a curated record. NCBI's taxonomy places the organism in Eukaryota, Viridiplantae, Streptophyta, Magnoliopsida, Solanales, Solanaceae.
AUGGGAAAUUGCAUGAGAAUUAGUAGAGCACAUGUUGUAGUUCAUGAUGAUGAAGAGAAAAGAGUUGAAGAGUUAGCACUAAAAGCAAAGGAACAAAGCAAUGUUAUUAAUAAGAGAAGAAAGAGUGUUAGAUUUAAAGUUGUAGAUGAUGAAGAGAAAAAGGAAGAAGAGGGUAAAGAAAUGAUGAUGAAGAAAGGUCAUGUGGUGAGGAUUAGGGUAGUGGUGACACAAGAAGAAUUGAAGCAAAUCUUGAAUGGGAAAUUGGAUUUUUCAUCAAAAGAUGAAUUUUUAAGGAAAAUAAAAUCAGCAAGUAGAAAUAGUAGCAGCAACAACAAAAGGAGAUUAUAUGAAGAUGGAUCUAAUUUUUCUUAUGGAAAAAUUAGUAGUAAUAGUAGUAGUAGAAGCACAAGUUGGAGGCCUGUUCUUGAGAGCAUUCAAGAAGAACAUUAA